Molecule: messenger RNA, 2082 nt
Organism: Cephus cinctus (wheat stem sawfly)
Lineage: Eukaryota; Metazoa; Arthropoda; Insecta; Hymenoptera; Cephidae
Gene: LTV1
Product: protein LTV1 homolog
Exons: 4
Coding region: 186-1766 (526 amino acids)
Biological process (GO): ribosomal small subunit biogenesis; ribosomal small subunit export from nucleus
Cellular component (GO): nucleus; cytosol; preribosome, small subunit precursor
Source: RefSeq, a predicted model, not a curated record
UAUAGGUAUGUAUGAGGAGUAAUGCUUGUCGGUCCGGGAUAAUUCAAAAUAGUGUCACAUAAUAUUUGAUACGUUGACUGAGACGAUAAGUAUUAAUAUUAAUAAAUAACACAAAUACGUCAGUGAGAAGUAAUAUUACUGAAAACAGCAGUAGCGUGAUAAUUAAGAAAAAUUCUAAGGAUAAUAUGGAGGAAUCUUUGGAAGAAAAGAAAGAACGCUUGAAGAAGGAGAUUAAUGAACUUAAAGUUGUUAGCUCUAAUUUAGAAUAUGGUAUUGGCAUUACAAAGUUUGGUCAUGAUGACAAUAUCAAAACAGUUCACGAAUGUCUUAAAUACCUGAACAAAAAUGAGAAUAAUGUUCACGAUACGCAGGUCAAUUUACAGUAUACCUUGUAUAGUUAUGCUGGGAUACACUGUGUCAAAUUCACAGACAACUGUGUUGUAUUCAAAUUUGCAUCAUUUGGGGAAUACAAAAAAUGUGAUAAAUAUGCGGUUCAGAUAAUGAUUGAGGAUGAUAAAGCCAAAUUGGGACAUUGGAUAAUGCCCAAUUGGUUAGACAUACAUCAAGUUUUAUUAGAAACUCCAUUACAAAAUCCAAGAAAUAUUAUGUGUUUCAUAAGAAACUGCAAACAUCAUAUAUAUUGUUAUCAUCAUCGCAUGACUCACUUUAAUAAUUUAAAGUCUCUCACAAGUGAAAUGAUAAACUGCCAUAUAUGGACAAAUUUGAAUUACACCCAAAUCAAUUUAGAAUUGUUUGAAGUGCAAGAAAUGGAAUCUAGUACAUACCUUGAUUUGGUAUUGUAUUUAGAGUAUCAUUCUUGUGAAAUCAAGCCAUAUCGAGGUGUCAUUGAUUCACUGGGCACAAGAAAAUUUCCAGAGAGAAGAAUAAAAGCACUAACGUUAUAUUUAAAGUAUUUUAAACAUAUGAACUUGGAAGAAGCAUUUAAAAGUCUCAUUGAUGGUUCAGCUACCUCAUAUAUUUGGGUUCCAAAAAUUGAUAGUGAUAGUGCUUUGGAUUUAAAUGACAUCAGUGAUACAGAGAGUGAAACAUACAAAAACAUUCGAUCUUCACUAAAACGUAAACGACGACGAAUUCGGCCCAUAAAAAGGAAACAAUAUGAGAAACAAAAGUCACUACUGGAUAAAGUCACAGUUGAAGAUAAUCCUAUCUUAACUUUAGAAAACAAAAGGAAGAAGACUGAGAAAAUUUCUGGGACACCCAGCAGUGUAAAUAAAUUUGAAACGUCCAGGAACGUUAAAAGUAAAUUCAAACAAACUCAAUUAAAUUUUGAGGUGUCAAAGACUAAAAAACAGACUGCAGUAAGUGAUGAGACUGAUACUGAAUCUGAAAGGAGUAGAAGUACUACUCAAUCAAGCGCAAGUACAAAGAAACUACCUGUUUUUACCAGCACGCCUUCUCGAGGUAAGUCAAAGGAAUCUGCUUCCUUUAAAAUGUUGACGAAAUGGAAUAUUAGCGAUAUUAAAUCAAACUUGACACCUACUAAGAGUGAAACAAUACUAACAAGGAAAAAAAUAAAAUCUGGAAACUUAUCAAAGGGAUCAUUGAAGAAAAACUCAGCUCUAAAGAAAGAUAAAGCACAAGCUCAUACUAGUACGAGAGAAACAACUCCCAUAAAAUCCAAGAUUCCCAUUCUUGUUAAAUCGCCAGGUCAAAUAAAUAAAAAUAAGAAAAUACCAGGUUUAAGAGAGGGUGUACUUAAAGAUAGAGCAAAGAAUAAAAAUGCUCGAGCUGAACGAAAGAUAUAAAGAGGCAUAUCAGAAGAUAUUGCUUCAGGAUAAAGAACAAUUGAACAUAAAGUUAUAGACUUAGGUGAGCUGUCCUUACCCUUGGAUGCUAUCUCCUGAUUACACUUUAGUUAAUACCAGUUCUACGUAUUAAAUACAUUGGAUUUUGGUUCAGAGUUUCAAGAAAAUAUAUAGAUACAUAUUUUCUUAUUAUAUACUUAGUUUAGAUAGAUAUAUAUUUUUUGUCACACGGAAAUAUUUUUCCUAUUAGGUGUACAAAGUAGUGAGUGUAAGCAAUUGCCAGUGAUCCAAUAAAAUGCAGGUGUAAUAAAGUCGA